Molecule: messenger RNA, 2608 nt
Organism: Gadus macrocephalus (Pacific cod)
Lineage: Eukaryota; Metazoa; Chordata; Actinopteri; Gadiformes; Gadidae
Gene: dgke
Product: diacylglycerol kinase, epsilon
Exons: 10
Coding region: 837-2573 (578 amino acids)
Molecular function (GO): ATP-dependent diacylglycerol kinase activity
Source: RefSeq, a predicted model, not a curated record
UACGGGAGGUGUAGGCUACUCCAUGGUAAAAUGAUAUUGGGUUCUUAUAGUAGCUCUUACAGCUGUUUGCAGUAGUAUCAUUUUAUUCUGAGGUUUACGGAAGCUUAGUUUAGAGUUGAACAACUUUUAAAACUAUACUUUCAUCAUUGCAAUGUUUUGAUGUCUACAAUAAAAGAUUAAAAGCUAAAUUAAUGUACUUUAUUAAAUAUACAUAUCUGAUACAUGGAGAAGAGUCACUUAGUUCAAAAACAAAAAGCCCUGCAUACUGAAUAGUGUUAAAGUAUAUAUUUAUUUGUAAUGGUUGUGAUGGCCCCAGUACCUUGCCUGCUGUCCUGGCAGGUCCUUGUUGGUGGAGCUGAGGGCUGAAUAGAGAAUGGGAAACACCAAGCCAGGGCUACAAACAGCAUUGUGGGACACUGACACCUGCAGGAGUAUCAUCUGAUCUGACAUGGGACGGUUGUGAGGAGGAGGCUGCAGCCCCCCACGGAAGGGUGAAGGAGUGACAGGAAACCAGAGCGAGGGGCUUAUCUCAGCAGAGGACAGAAGCAGCUGCAGCAUCCAGCAGUAGGACAUCAGCAGGAAGCUGUUGCGGUGUUAUAAACACGACUUGGUAGGCUGACCACCAAAGCCUAUUGUUGUUAUCAAACAAACCUUUUAAACGCAGUCUAUCUGCACGAUUCGCACUGUGACAUCGCAAGUGGACGGUGCAUUUAACGUGCAUAUACCAUGGACGUUCAGAUAUGUUCUGCAAAAACCAAGGCUAAUUAAUAUCGUCCCGUUGAGUAUAGUUGACCGCUUCUGUUCCGGGGGAAGUGCAUACGACCCACAGGUCAUACAUGUCGAACAUGGAUGGAGACGAGGUGCAGGAUGACCGCGGGUCGCGGGAGGAGUGGACGCUGCUCUUCUGGACGUCCCUCGCGGUCAUCAUACCCGUGGUGAUCACGUUGUGGUGCAGCACCCAGCGCUCCAAGCGGAAAAUACACACCAAAGAGUUCUUCCGCAAGAGCAAGCACGGCUGGCACUACACGGAUCUCUUCCACAAGCCUACCUACUGCUGCGUCUGCUCCCAGCACAUCCUGAACGGAGCCUUCUGCGACUGCUGCGGGGUGUGCGCCGACGAGCAGUGUCUGCGCCGGGCGGACCGAAGUCUGGUGUGCAAGGAGAUCAUGGCCCCCCCUCGGUCGAACGGAACGUCGGAGCAUCACUGGGUCCGAGGCAACGUCCCCCUGGCCAGCUACUGCUUGGUGUGCGAGCUGCAAUGCGGGACCCAGCCUAAGCUGUAUAUCGUGCAUAAAGCUGUGUCUCACCCUCUCUACCUGUCUGUCUGUCUGUCUGUGUGUGUCUCCCGGUCUUUCUGUCUAUUUGUCUCUCUGUUUCUGCCUCUCUUUCUCUGUCUGUCUCUCUCUCCCUCCCUGUCCCUCCCUCCUUCCUUCCUUCCCUCCCACUGCCUCCCUCCCUCCCUCCCUCCUCCCCUCUCUCUCUCCCCCUCCCAUCGCUCCCUCUCUCUCUCCCUGUCCCUCCCUCUCUCCCUCCCUCCCUCCCUCUCUCCCUCACUCCCUCCCUCCGUCCAGGUGUUUGACCUGUCCAAGCUGGCCCCCUCCAAGGCCCUCCAGCUCUGCACCCUGCUGCCUCCCGGCAGUGUGCGGGUGCUGGUCUGCGGGGGGGACGGCACCGUGGGCUGGGUGCUGGACGCCAUCGACGCCAUGAAGCUCAAGGGCCAGGACCCCUUCAUCCCUCAGGUCACCAUCUUGCCCCUGGGCACCGGGAACGACCUGUCCAACACCUUGGGCUGGGGGUCGGGCUACGCAGGAGAGAUCGCCGUGGAGCAGGUGCUGCGCAACAUCCUGGACGCCGAGGUGGUCAAGAUGGACAGGUGGAAGGUUCAGGUGGCCUCCAAAGGCCUCUACUUCCGGAAACCAAAGGUGUUGUCCAUGAAUAACUACUUCUCAGUGGGCCCGGACGCUCUGAUGGCCCUCAACUUCCACACACACCGGGAGAAGACUCCCUCCUUCUUCUCCAGCCGCAUCCUCAACAAGGUUGUGUAUUUCCUCUAUGGAACCAAAGAUUGUUUAGUUCAGGAAUGUAAGGACCUGGAUAAGCGGAUUGAGCUGGAGCUGGACGGAGAAAGGGUCCGGCUGCCCAGCCUGGAGGGCAUCAUCGUCUGUAACAUCGGCUACUGGGGCGGGGGCUGCAGGCUCUGGGAAGGCAUGGGGGACGAGCCCUGCCCCCCCACACGGCUGGACGAUGGCCUUCUGGAGGUGGUAGGAGUGUUUGGCUCCUUUCACUGUGCCCAGAUCCAGGUCAAAAUGGCCAAUCCGGUGCGGUUGGGCCAGGCACACACUGUGCGGCUGGUGCUGAAGAGCUCCAGGAUGCCCAUGCAGGUGGACGGGGAGCCGUGGGCCCAGGGCCCCUGCACCAUCACCAUCACCCACAAGACCCAGGUCCACAUGCUGUACCACGGCGGGGAGCAGACGGACGACGACGACGACGACGACGACGCCGACACCAGCGCCUCGGAGACCGAGAGCCCCGGCCCCCACGACUCCCCCAGGCCCCGGGGGGCGCGGCUCUGACCGCCCGGGACCCCCUCCUCCCCACGACUCCCCCA